Molecule: messenger RNA, 2727 nt
Organism: Scomber japonicus (chub mackerel)
Lineage: Eukaryota; Metazoa; Chordata; Actinopteri; Scombriformes; Scombridae
Gene: thap12b
Product: THAP domain containing 12b
Exons: 5
Coding region: 209-2470 (753 amino acids)
Source: RefSeq, a predicted model, not a curated record
ACCUCCGCGCUGUUUAACAGUUGCCUUUUGGAAACGCCUAUCAGACACUGUUGUGGCAAUAUAAGUUUGUCUGUGAGUGUGUGUAUUUAUUCAAAUCCACGCAAGCCUUUAAAUUAAAGCGCUAAAAGUCACCAUCGAUCUAACAGGGAAACUGAAGUUAGCUGAUGGUCCUAGUUAGCUGAGUUAAGCUAACUGGCUAGCCCGAAGCAUGCCGAAUUUUUGCGCGGCCCCAAACUGUACACGGAAGAGCACACAGUCAGAUUUGGCAUUUUUUCGGUUUCCACGGGACCCUGAGAGAUGCCGAAUUUGGGUAGAGAACUGCCGCAGGGCAGAUCUAGAGGCGAAAACAUCGGACCAGUUAAACAAGCACUACAGAUUAUGUGCGAAACACUUCGACCCAGCGAUGGUGUGCAAAACGAGCCCCUAUAGGACUGUACUGAAGGAUACAGCUAUUCCCACCAUAUUUGAUCUGACAAGCCACCUAAAAAAUCCUCAUACCAGACAUCGCAAGCGGAUUAAAGAACUUACUGAAGAAGAUUUGAAAAAGAUCAAGGAAAGGAGAUUGGCAUCCUCUAUUGACCAGCUUGCUUCUAAAAAAGAAGCAACAGCUGAGGAUAGCAAUACCACCAAUGAAGAUGAACCUCAACUGUCCACAGAGGAGAAGGAGUUUCGUGAUUACUUGAGGUCCUUGUUUGAGGUUGUGGUCACGUUAGGAAAACAGAGCAUCCCCUUAGCGGUGGACAAAGCAUCUGAAGCUGAAUACAAGUCCAACAACUUCCAGGCCCUUCUAGAUUAUCGCAUGAACGCUGGAGACGAAGCUCUGAGGAAGCGGUUUGAUGCAACAGCUGUGAACACAGAAUACCUGUCUGCAACCCAGCAGGGCCAGCUGCUGGAUGUGUGUGAGAACACAGUGAGAGAGGAGAUGCUGAUGGAGGUGAGAGAGAGUCGCUUCUUCUCUCUAGUCACAGGCGACCUUGUUGAAUUUGCCAAAGAGAAACAUCUGCCUGUCUUUCUACGCUUUGUGAAUCAACAAAAUGUCCUUCGAGAGGAAUUUUUGGACUUUGUGCCAUUUGAUGGUGACGAGUCUGCGCUGGUAGAGAGGCUAGAGGCCCAGCUGACUGACCGUUGGGGUCUCAGCAUGGAGGACUGUCGGGGUCAGGCACACAAGGCCACUGGGUCCUCCACCACCAAGAUGAAAGCUGUGGCAGUAUUACUGAUGGAAAAGUAUCCCUUGUUAUUGCAUAUGCCUUGCUCCCAUACAGCAUUGAACAUUCACCUGGCCAAAAAUCUACCUUUUCCUAACGUCCAGAUCAUCAUGGAGACUCUGAGGAGGAUCGGUGCGUUCUUUAGAAACCCGUUCACUCAGGAUGAGCUCGAGAAGGCUAUCUUUACUCACUACCAGAAAAAUGAAGAGAAAGGAGCUACACUGAAACAAGCUUGUAGCCCAGGUUGGACAGAGCAACACAAUGUCUUUGAUGUGCUGCUAGAUAUAUUACCACCCCUUGUGUUGUGCAUGGACAGCAUUCGAGGCAAUGGUGAUGGAAAGUUUGCUGAUGUUGUCACAGGAGAUGCAUAUUCCAUCAUGGAAACUCUGGCUGACUUUGAGAUUGUCGUCACCAUCGUCAUCUUAAAAAAUGUCCUCAUGUUCACCAGAGCCUUUGGCAGGAACCUCCAAGGGGAGACACUCGAUGUGUUUUGUGCUGCCAACAGUCUAACUGCUGUCCUGCAUUCACUGAACGAGGUCAAUGACAACAUCGAUGUCUAUCAUGAAUUCUGGUACGAGGAGGCUGUGAGUGUGGCCACAAUAAUGGAGAUCCCUGUGAGGGUCCCGAGGCUGUUCCUUCGGAAGCAGCGUGCAGCCGAUGUAGGAGAAAUCCAAGCAGAGGCAUAUUUUAAGGAGUAUGUUACAAUCCCCGUUAUCCAUGGCAUCAUGCAAGAGGUGGAGGACAUGUUCUCCGAAACCAACAUCAAAGCCCUUAAAUGCCUGUCACUGGUACCAGCUAUCAUGGGCCAAAUGAAGUUUAACACCACUGAGGAGAACUAUGCAGAUGUUUAUCGUAAUGACCUCCCCAACCCAGACACACUUCCCGCAGAACUUCACUGCUGGAGGAUCAAAUGGAAGCACCGGGGAAAAGAGGUGCGUUUGCCCACCACCAUCCACGAGACACUGCAGCUUCCAGAUGUCAAGUUCUUUCCCAACGUGAACGCCUUCCUCAAGGUGCUCUCCACCUUGCCGGUGCUGAAAUUAGAGGACAACAAAAGUGACGUAGCCAGUGAACGACUGCAGGCCUAUCUUGACAGCAUGUCUGCAAAGCAGUGGAACAGAAGCCUUGCCAUGCUUAACAUAAACACUCAUGUCAAACAUGACUUAGACGUCAUGGUAGACAAAUAUUGCAGACUGUACCCAGAGGACGAUCCUGAAGCUGAGGCAGAGUCUGAGGAGGUGGCAGAGGAAGAUGUGGCAAAAUGAAAAGCUUGUGCAGUAAUGAAACUGAUUGCAGCAGAUCAGUAAUCACAUUACUAUCAGCCUCUAAUGUGUGUCUGGUGUAUAUACAUCUACAUCUUUGUACUAAUAAUUUAAAUGUGAAUAUGUAAUUAAAUGACAUGAGUGUUCAGUCCCUUAAAUUUCCAAGAAAAAAUGAUGUAUAUAAAUGCCUCAGCCUGAUUUUACAUUGUAUAAAUUGUUAAAAUAAAUGAUUAAUAACUCAUGUUGACUGAGAAAAUGAU